Messenger RNA from Arabidopsis thaliana (thale cress), 290 nucleotides. RefSeq lists its product as uncharacterized. NCBI's taxonomy places the organism in Eukaryota, Viridiplantae, Streptophyta, Magnoliopsida, Brassicales, Brassicaceae. The transcript has a single exon. The coding region runs from base 1 to 228 and encodes 75 amino acids. The record is from RefSeq and is marked reviewed.
AUGCUUUUGGAAAUCUCAAUUGUAGUCCCAUUGCAAGGUUCUAGUGUACAUUCUACUUUCCAUUCGAUGAAUUUCAAGAAUCAACUAUCAAUUGACAAAACAGGGGAAACCAACGUGGAUGCUCAAUCGCCUCUACCAGUUGGUGAGAAGAAAGUUCAAAAUGAUCUGUUUUGUCUUAGGUUACUACGGCGUUCAGUAGCCCACAAGAAACUCAUCAAAUCCGUUUGAAAAGAUUAUGUACUUUGAGGAUGAUCAUCUUCAAAAUGAUGGUUGAAAGUGUAUUGUUCCAA